Nelumbo nucifera (sacred lotus) is the source of this 1710-nucleotide messenger RNA. The record is from RefSeq and is a predicted model, not a curated record. NCBI's taxonomy places the organism in Eukaryota, Viridiplantae, Streptophyta, Magnoliopsida, Proteales, Nelumbonaceae.
AUGGUGGAUGGAAAAGAGAAGAAGAAUGAAGGUGAGGGCGGAAGCAGGAAGGUAGUUUCACCAUACUACUUGACUGCCAAUGACAACCCGGGUAAUAUAAUUACCCAAGUUCAACUGAAAGGAGACAAUUACGAAGAAUGGGCUCGAGCAAUGCGGAUGGCGCUCCGAGCCAAGAAGAAGAUUGGCUUUAUCGAUGGAUCUAUAUCUCAGCCCACAGAUGAUUCACCGGAAUUGGAAGACUGGUGGACUAUAUGGGAAGAACUCGCUAAUUAUGAACAAAUUCCAACAUGCAUUUGUGCAGGCUGCAACUGCAACAUCGCUGCGAAGCUGGAGAAGAGACGAGAAGAAGAAAGAGUCCAUCAAUUUCUGAUGGGCUUGGACGACGCAGUAUAUGGAACAGUGCGUUCCAAUAUUCUGGGCACCGAUCCGUUGCCAAACUUGAACAAAGUCUAUGCCAUGGUGAUACAAGAAGAGCGCCUGAGAGCCAUGACCCGCGGCAAAGAAGAAAAAAGGGAAGCGAUGAGCUUUGCUGUGCAGAUGCAAGUUGGAACAAAAAGAAUGGGACAUGACACAAAAGAAAAAUCUGGAGUGUGCACGAACUGCGGACGAACAAGACAUGAAGCUAAGAGUUGUUUUCAACUCAUCGGAUACUCAGACUGGUGGGGAGACCGACCGAGAUCUACUGGAGGUGGGAAAACACGAGGCUGGGGAACACAAUGCAAAACUGGUCGUGGACGUGGAGGCGUACAGAGGACAAAUGCUGCACAAGCGGUAGGGCAAGCUUCUGAACCAAUCCACGCGACAGAGGGAAAUCGUGCAGCAUUCAGUGGAUUGACUAAUGAACAAUGGUCCCAUUUUCUUAAUCUCUUGAAUUCUUGCAAACCCAACACAAAUGAGAAGUUGACAGGUAUGAAUUGGAUAAUUGACACAGGAGCUUCACACCAUAUGAUCGGGAACUUGAACCACCUGCAUGAUACCGAGACCGUGACUGGGUGUCCAGUUGGAUUGCCCGAUGGAAAGCGUGUCAUGGCAAUAAAGAAAGGGACAGUCAUUUUAAAUAAGCACAUGAAGCUUACUAAUGUGCUUUAUGUUUCUCGUUUGAAUUGUAACCUGAUAUCUGUGUCGCAAUUACUAGAGGAGUCAAAUUGUAAUAUCCAAAUCACUAAUAAGUUUUGUGUUGUACAGGACCGCACUUCGAGGAUGGCGAUUGGUGCGGGUGAACUACGCGAAGGGCUCUACUACUUCAAGGAUGCGUGCUCAAGCAAGUUUCACAAGGCAAAGGUUAAAGCUUCAUAUGAGUUAUGGCACAAGAGAAUAGGUCAUCCCUCUGAAAAAGUAAUUAAAUUUCUUCCUGAUUUGAACAUUAGAGGUGGUAGUGGAAAUAGGAUUUGCGGUGUUUGUUUGAAAGCCAAACAGACAAGAGGUACGUUCGAUUCUAGUGAAAAUAAUGCUAAAAAAAUUUUCGACUUGAUUCAUUGUGAUUUAUGGGGUCCGUACUCAGUACGGGCGUCUUGUGGUGCCACGUAUUUUUUGACUAUUGUUGAUGACUUCUCAAGAGCCGUUUGGAUUUUCUUACUUAAUGACAAAAAUGAAGUGGGCAAAACUUUACGAAAUUUCUUCACUAUGGUUAAACACCAAUAUGAUAAAUUGGUAAAGAUAGUUAGAAGUGACAAUGGUACUGAGUUUAUAUGCUUGAAAGAAUAUUUCUGA